Messenger RNA from Acanthaster planci (crown-of-thorns starfish), 1851 nucleotides. It is a transcript of the gene mrpl37, whose product is annotated as mitochondrial ribosomal protein L37. Gene Ontology annotation, biological process: translation. NCBI's taxonomy places the organism in Eukaryota, Metazoa, Echinodermata, Asteroidea, Valvatida, Acanthasteridae. Gene Ontology annotation, cellular component: ribosome; mitochondrion. The record is from RefSeq and is a predicted model, not a curated record. Gene Ontology annotation, molecular function: structural constituent of ribosome.
UAAAUCAUUGGAAUACAUAGUUCAUUCGGCUUGUUAACGUCUUUGCCAGUCUUUGUCUUUCUCACUAAACAAACUCGUUGCCUUUGGUUUUGCACGUCCAAAAUGCACCCCAAGCCCCCUCCAAAUAUAAGUUUAGCGCCCUCUUUUGUUGAAUGAAGGUUUAUCAUAAUGGCAGCUUCCAUGUGAUCCCGGUACACUGUGUUCACAUGGACAUGAUCUUCGCAUGCUUAGCUGUCGACGAUGACGUUAUUCCAGAGAAUAUGUCAAACAGGCAUCAUCCUCACACGAUGGCUCCCUCCCCUAUCUUCACAACUCCUCAUACAUCGAGGAUACCGACCAGAAGUUCUAAAGCGUGCAAUAGAGAAAAACAAGCAAAAGAAAAAGCCACUGUAUCGAGUAAUUGAUGAGAUGUUUGACUUGGAACCUGCUGUUGAGCAACCCCCACGGUUUGAAAUUCCUGUUACCCAUCCCAAGUACUCAAACAGAGUAUCAGUAGGACCUGACAAUCCUCAUCAACAUGAUCAAGUUGCCUACAUAUUCACCCACGAUAUCUACUUACAAGAAGGAGUAAAGCAAGCGCUUUGGCUGACAAAAAGCAAGCUCAUGGGAAAUGGACAGAUGCCAAACCAGAUUCAGGACAUUUCUGCCUCUGUGGAGUUCCAUGACAUAGAACAGAAACUAGAAGAUUCAGUAAGACAGUGCAGACAGUAUGAUACCACCAAUAGGAUUAUCCCCAUGAAAAGAUUCAGUUUUACACAGACCAUGGCACUGAUACGACUUUGUAGUUUACUUGGCACACAGUAUCCUACGCUUCUCAGCAGAGCCCAAGCCAUGAAUUAUUACGUUGGUGCCAGCUGGACAAGAGAAAAUAACAUCCUUCAAGUGAGAGGUCGACCAGGAAUGUUGCUGACAUGCAAAGACCCUCUCCUACCAUUAGCCGGGUUAGAUGAGAUCCAAGGAACCAAGGCUCAUACAUUGGAAACAUUCUUCCCCUUGGCUCCAACAAUUGAUCUUAGGACUUACUAUGUGUAUAAGGAAAACUACAACUUCCCAGGGUUCCAUGAUGGUUAUGCAUUCCCACAUGCACACACCUUGUUCCUGUAUGGAAACUAUAAUGUGCUACAAUCAGAAAAGAUCAAUGCAAGAGGAAUCAUGUUUGCCUUUGCCAAUGCGCUGAGUAGAGCCAGGUUACAUCAUGGGAUUGAAGAGAUGGAUCUCCCCACUCCAUUUGUCACCCAGUGUGUUGUCACCAAUGGAGUCCUCUAUUCCUAUAUUCAUGUCCAGCUCAACACGUUGCAAUUAGAAUCCAGUGAUGGCAUCAAGAACAUGGUGUGGUUAGAUGCCAACAACGCUCUCUAUCAAGACAUGUACCCUCCACAUAUAAAGAUAAGACGUACAAAGGGAAGUCGCAAGACACAGAGAGGUUACUAUCGUCCUUUACUUCGCCGAGACCCGGAACUAGGUUGCAGGGAGUUAGAUGUGAAUGUCUUCAAGAAAUUUCUUGGAUGCAAUCUUAAUGGAGCAGUAAAGUAGCACCCAAAUAAUCAAUAUCAAUUUCUUCAGCAUUUGCUUUGGAAUAUGUUCUUACCUAUUUGUUGUCAAUGGAUCUACAUAUACAGUAAACUAAGUUGUCAUUACGUAACUCAUAUCAUGUAAGUCAGCCUUUUGAUAAAAGUCCUAAUCGUCUGUAAUGUAUUUGCAUUGAAAAUUUCAUUUCUAAGUCAACAUUUAUAAGUCUUCAUUUCGUAUAAGUCGGCAUGUUUCUCUCAGUCCCUUUCCACAAAACCACAAAAAUUCCUUUGUGUAAGUCGGCAUUAAAAAAAAAGGUGCUUCGAUAUCAGUUUCCUUCAC